AUGGCCUCCUCGCAAAUCUCGACGUCCAAGGACGACAAGGACGACAUUGAGCUGCGCGUCAAGACCCCAUCCGACAAGGACGACGACGGGCAGCUGCCACCCACCACGCGAACCUACAGCCGUCACAGCGCCAACCUCAACGACGAUGAGCAGCUGCAGCGCCUGGGCAAGAAGCCCCUCCUCAACCGAAGCUUCGGCUUCAUGCCCAUCUUGGGCUUCGCUUGCUCGGCGCUGCUGUCGUGGGAGGGCAUCGUCACCAACUCUGGCUUGGCCCUGACCAACGGAGGGCCCGCCGGCGUCAUCUGGGGCUUCCUGAUCAACUGGAUCGGUACGCUGUCGGUCAAUGCCGUGCUCGCGGAGCUGAGUUCCAUUGCGCCUACAGCCGGUGGGCAGUAUCACUGGGUGGCCAUGAUGGCACCCGCCUCCUGUAGCGCCUUCCUGACAUAUCUCACCGCCUGGCUAACUACCAUGUCAUGGCAGUUCAUUGCCGUGUCGAUUGGGUACAUCAUCUCGACAAUGAUGCAAGGAAUCAUCGUGCUUGCCACCGCCAGAUCGUACGAGCCGACGAAAUGGCAGACGGUGCUGAUCCUCUGGGGCGUCAUGGCAUUUGCUGUCAUCGUCAACUCGACCACCAGUCGCGCACUGGCCAAGUUCGAGGGCCUGGUCCUGGUCCUGCAUCUGGUUGGCUUCUUCGCCGUGCUGAUUCCGAUGGUCUACCUGGCACCACACAUUGACCCGGCGGAUGUCUUCAGUACGUUCCUGAAUGGAGGUGGCUGGGCGAACCAGGCGCUGUCGUUCUUUGUUGGGUUUCCGUCGGGCUCUUCGGCGCUGAUUGGUGCUGAUUGUGCGGUGCACAUGUCUGAGGAGAUUCAACACGCCGCCAUGGUGGUGCCGCGCGCGCUGAUGUAUACAAUCAUCAUCAAUGGCUCGCUCGCAUUCGCCAUGAUAAUCGUCAUGCUCAUCUGCCUCAGCGACCUCGACGCCGCGAUGAAGUCAGCAGAGACCCUUUUCUACCCGUUCAUCCAGAUAUUCUACUCGGCAGUGAAGUCGAGAGAAGGAGCCUGCGUCAUGGCUGGCCUGAUUCUGGUCCUGUCGAUGUCAAGCAGUGUCGGUAUCUACGCGUCCGCCUCCCGGAUGAUGUGGUCGUUUGCGCGAGACAAGGGAUUACCAUUCUCCCAGCAGCUGGUUAAGCUCACCAAGGACCAAUUGCCUGCAAAUGCCAUCUUCACCACGCUGGGGAUCACCGUUCUCUUGUCGCUGAUCAUCCUCGGGUCUUCAGUCGCACUGGGUGCUCUCAUAUCACUGGUGGUCGCUGCGCUUUUCUCCUCGUAUCUGCUCUCCUGCGGUCUGCUGCUCUGGCGUCGCUGCACGGGAGCGCUACAGCCGUAUUCGACCAACUGGGAGAGUCUGGAUUCCGGCCGUCUGACCUGGGGCCCGUGGAGGGUACCUGAGCCCCUGGGGACCAUCAACAACGUUGUUGCCUGCCUCUACUGCGCCUUUCUCCUGUUCUGGUCUUUCUGGCCGCAGUACACGCCCGUCACGCCCGAGACAAUGAACUGGAGCAUCCUGGUCUUUGGCUCUGUGGUCGGAUUCUGCAUACUGUGGUACGUCUUUCGGGCGAGACAUUACUUCAAAGGCCCAAUCAAAGAGAUUUGA
This is a messenger RNA of Anthostomella pinea, 1656 nucleotides long. The record is from the annotation of a GenBank genome assembly. Lineage: Eukaryota; Fungi; Ascomycota; Sordariomycetes; Xylariales; Xylariaceae.